UCUUAGAGGUCGGUCGCCUAGCGCGCGCGAAGAGCAUUACAGUUUACCGAAACGCUAAAACCCUAUUGGGGGUUUUGAAUUUAGAAACUCAUUGUUUUCUUCUUCUACAUUUUCUUCCUUUUCGAAACAAACCAACCGAUUCGUGCUGAAAAUGCGUUCAAUCGAAACAUCCUCUUUGUAUACUAACUUACAUUUUCACAGCCCCAAAAUCCCAAUCCAAAAUGGCUCCAUUUCGCUAAAGCUUCCAUUAUCCGUCAUUCCGCACCGAGCCAGAAUCCCCAAAUUCCACAUCUACUCGAAGCUCUCUUUAUCGCCAAUUCAUCACCUACCCAUUUCAAAUCUCUCGAAAACAAAUGGAUUCCUUGCCAAAUUUUUGUAUGACAAAGUACUAAUUUCCAUUUUUGGGGCGUUUAUUCUCAUGGGUUCGUUUGGUUAUAAUACUAGACCCAGUUUGGCUCUUCCUGCUCAAGAAAGUGAGUCGAUUCCAAAUGUGGAGGAAAAGGAAGAUUCCCAGAUGGGGAAAAGUGAAGAUGAAGCGAUGUAUGAAGAACUUUUGGUGAAAGAGCCAAGAAAUGUGGAGGCAUUGAAGGUGCUUGUAUAUGGGAAGAUGAGGAAAAGAAAGACUAAGGAAGCUUUGAAAUAUGUGGACAGAUUGAUUAAGAUUGAGCCAGAGGAAAUAGAGUGGAGGCUUUUGGAGGCACUUUGUUAUGAAAUGAUGGGGGAAUUGAGUAAGGCUAAAAGAUUGUUUAAAGAAAUUUUGGAGGAGAGGCCUCUUUUGCUUAGAGCUUUGCAUGGUCUCGCUAUGGUGAUGCACAAAAAUCUCGAUGGUCCAGCUGUCUUUGAGAUGUUGAAUAAGGCUUUGGAAGUUGCUUGUCGUGAAAAUAGAGUCAUUGAGGAGAGAAAUAUUAGAAUUCUAAUUGCACAAAUGCAUGUUGUGAAGGGGCAAUUGGAAGAAGGUUUGAAGAGGUUCCAGGAUCUGGUGAAUGAGAAUCCUCGAGAUUUUCGGCCUUAUCUUUGCCAGGGAAUAGUAUACAGUCUGUUGGACAGAAAAAAAGAAGCUGCAGAACAGUUUGAGAUGUAUCGGAGCCUUGUGCCUGAAGAAUUUCCACAAAGAGGAUUUCUCGAUGAUGUUGUAUUGGCAGCAAAAACUGAAUCUCAGGAACAGUUUCAAAAGGAGUUUGAAGCUGAAUUCUCAUACAGGAAGUAAUGCACCAGCUUCUCUCAUCUUGUUUUGGCUUGGAAGGUUGCUUUCGAUGGUAAAUACAUGUACUGCGGUGAGACAAUUUUGGAAAUGUAGAAUAAUUUAAAUUUUCUUUUCAUAGCAAUAUAGAGAAUAAUUUAUGGAAAGAAGCUUGAUGGUAUGCUUGGUGUGUCCAUAUUCUAGGAUUGGCAUCUAAUUUAGGAGUAAAGCAUUUCGAUUAAGCUGUUAUGAGUACCACUGUUUUUUGAUUGGGAUGUGAAUUUAAGGGUUCAAAUCCAGAUAAUAAUGGAGAGCAGAAUUGGAGGUUC
Jatropha curcas is the source of this 1509-nucleotide messenger RNA. Its product is annotated as Tetratricopeptide repeat (TPR)-like superfamily protein. Gene Ontology annotation, cellular component: chloroplast thylakoid membrane. NCBI's taxonomy places the organism in Eukaryota, Viridiplantae, Streptophyta, Magnoliopsida, Malpighiales, Euphorbiaceae. The record is from RefSeq and is a predicted model, not a curated record. Gene Ontology annotation, molecular function: protein binding.